AAAAAGCUCUCUUGGCUUUUGACUGCACAUCGACUCACAUCUACUGCCAUCUACUCCUCUGAUCUUCAUCUGAAUCUUGCUUGUAUAAUCCGGACCUUUUCCAUUCGUUCGUUUUGACGUCCUUUGACCGUUUGCCUUCCGUCCUUCAGCUCUGUUGUGACGCGAGCUGCAACCUCCUUGAGGCCCUUGCGUUCUCCGUCGAAUCGACACAUCCCUCACCUCACCUCACCUCACUUUAACCUGACUGCUACCCAAACACGAGACCACACACGAUCAAAGAUCAUAGAUCACAGAUCACACGCCCCAUCAUCAUCAACUACCACCACCGCCGUCACAACCCCACCCCUUGACACUUGGACACAUUUUUUGAAGCACCACCACGAUCCAGACAGACGCCCUUACUUGCACCCCUGCCUACAGGCCUCACUGCCAUCCUCAAGUCCGUCGCUUACUUUUGUACAUUCAGCCAAUUCUCCAGGUCAUCCUCGCUGCGGCCCGUUUCUUGACCCUCGAGCGACGUAUCCUCCUCUCGCCUAACCUAUUCUCAGUUCAACUUUAUCCCUUCCAUCAACUGCGCCUCUUGUUCACAUCAUUCUCCAAGAAUGCCUCUCGCGUCUGCCAUUUCGUCGUCAACCUAAUUGUGUGCGAAAUGCUCCAAGAUUGCCUCUUGCACCAUGCGCGAAAACCACCCUACUUCAAUGUUUGUGGCUCCCUUACGAAUUCGUAAAACGCCCUCAGACGGCAACGACAGCGACAAUAACAGCAACAAUGACCACGUCCAGCCAGAUAAUCUUCGUGUCUCUCCCCAUGACCUUGCGGUCUCAGACGACUCGACCGCCAACCCAGGCAAAUUCCAUGACUACCUCAGGGCAUUGUACCCCUUCCAACCAUCUUCACCUCACUCCUCAACCACUGUCACCUUGCCACUCAACUCGGGAGAUAUCAUAUUGAUUCAUUCCAUCCAUGUUAAUGGUUGGGCAGAUGGCACCCUCCUCGACACGGGUGCUCGGGGCUGGCUUCCUACAAACUAUUGCGACGCUUAUGACUAUCCUGCUAUGCGACCUUUAUUGAGGGCCCUGACGGAGUUUUGGGACAUCGUUCGUUGUAGUAGCGACUGCAACUGGAACAUCUUCCGCAAUCAAGAUUAUAUGAGGGGUUUGGUCGCCGGAGUUCGCGCUCUACUCGAGAAAUCAGAUUGUUUGACCCGCGAUUCGACCCUGGUCAAGUCUCAUGAGGAUAUUCGAAGGACAAGGAAAAGUUUGCUCUCCGACCUGGCUCUCCUUGUUCGUACCGCCAAACAGCUUCAACAGGUUAUCUCUACGCCUGUCCCCAGCACGGAUUUGGACAUCAGACUAGACGACAUGCUUUUGAAAGCCUUUCGCAUCGUCACCCGCGCCGCCUUGUUCCUAGAUGUCUGGACCGACCAUCUAACCGUCCUUCUGCCCACUUCGAGCGAGGAGCUUUCUCCCUUGUCACGCUCGAAUCAGCCUUUGCCUCGCCCCGUUUCCGGUGCUCUCGAGAUGAACCCGUCCAUUUCGCAGCAGCAAACACCACCCAACGCUCGACCCAACAGUACAGCUCUCAUCUCUGAAAAAGUCAGAAUAAACUCCCCACGGAAAUCGACCCACGUCAGGAGACAGUCUCUCACUCAUCGCAUGUCAUACUCGGCCCAAAAAGGUCAUCAGAAUCCUAAUUUGAUUUCCGAGCUGCUACACAGGUCCUACGACGACUUUCUGACCGUCCUAGCUUCCUUUUUGGGUUCCCAUAUGCAGUCACGAUCCUCGUCUGAGUUACUGUUGACCACCCAAAAUGCUGUCAGAUCCUGUCGACAUUUGUUCACCGUUGUCGAAGCUGUCAUUGACCGCGAUCACAACACUUCACGUCCCUUGGUCCAAGCCAAGGAUGCCAUGUACUAUGCCAUAACAGAGCUGGUUCAUGCUGCUCGACAAGUCUUCAAACCCCUCCAUUCCAUGGAUGACGAUUUGGUCUAUCUCCCAGACGAAGCUCAUAAUCUUGUUCAAGCAGCGACCGCUUGUGUCAGCGCUGCCGGCAGAUGUGUGGCCAGAACAAAAGCAACCCUAGAAGAAAUUGGUGAUUUCGAAACUGAGAACCUGGGCAAACUUCUGGGUCGCAGCUCAGAGGGCUCAAGUACCCAAGAAUCAAGCACCCGAGACAGGCAAUCGUAUUGCAGUCCCACCACAUCCACACCACUUCCUUCAGAACGACAGUCGACUUUGAAGAAUCCUCGCCUAUCUGUCCCCAUGGGUAUGAUGACUCCUCCGCUGUCCGCCAACACAGCCGACUCUCCAUCCACCUCUUUUGGCAGUGUCCCCGUCACCCCGAAGGAUGACCCCGCUGUCGAUAUCGUUCGAUCCUCACCCGAUCGGCGGUCAGGUCCUCUCGCCCCAAAAUUUGACAGGUCGCUCACAGAGGUUAACCUACACAAGUCGCCCGGCCACAUGCUCGGCGGAAGCACUAGCAGUGAUGGUAGCUUCGACCAACAUAGCCACCGCCUAUCGGACCCUAGUAACAUGUCCUCGGCCUCCACUCGGGUCCCCUCAAUUCACACGACCCGUUCCUUUGGCGAUUUCCCCUCGAAUACCUCUGGCACACACAAUCUUGCGACAGACGACGAUAUUGUCGAAGCCGAGAUCUUGACUCAUACCUAUUCCCAAGAAUUGGUCCUCAACAGAGAAGGCGUUGUAGUCGGAGGCACGUUGAACGCCCUAGUGGAACGCUUGACUGGGCAUGAUUCUACCCCUGACGCACUAUUUGUGACAACCAUGUUUUUGACAUUCCGUCUGUUCGCGAAACCAGAAGAAUUUGCCCAAGCCCUGGUUCGAAGAUUUCAAUACAUCGGGGACUGCCCCACCAUGGCGAACCCAGUCCGACUGAGAGUGUACAAUGUCUUCAAAGGUUGGAUGGAAUCACACUGGCGACAUGACGCUGAUGACACUGCAUUGCCUGAUAUUGUCGGCUUUGCACGGAAUCACUUGGCUUCUGUCCUUCCAAUGGCAAGUCGAAGAAUACUUGAAUUGGCCGAGAAAGUAUCUACAGCUGGUCAACCGGACGUGCCUCGGGUCGUGUCUGUGAUUGGGAGGACAAGCACCUCGGCGGCAACAUAUAUUGACCCCGCAACGCCUUUACCUGCCCCGAUCAUAUCAAAGAGUCAACUUUCAUCGCUCAAGGCUUGGAAGCAAGGCGGUCCUCCUGUCAGUAUUCUUGACUUUGACGCCCUCGAGCUUGCCCGACAAAUCACUUUGAAGACGUCCAAGAUAUUCUGCUCCAUUCUGCCGGAGGAGCUUCUCGCUACCGAAUGGACCAAACGCACCAGCUCGCUGGCCGUCAAUGUUCGUGCCAUGUCAACUCUUUCGACAGACAUCUCUAAUCUUGUUUCUGAUUCCAUUCUUCAACUAGAGGAGCCAAAGAAACGAGCCGCCAUUAUCAAACAGUGGGUCAAAAUCGCCAACAAGUGCCUUGAUCUGCACAACUUUGAUACGCUGAUGGCCAUCACUUGUUCGCUCGACUCCACCAAUAUCAAAAGAAUGAGAAAGACUUGGGAGGCCGUUCCUCAAAAGACCAAGAAUGUGUUUGAGGAGUUGCGGAAAGUCCUCGAUACAUCGAAGAACUAUUCCGCAUUGCGACAGCAGAUGCAGGCACAAGAUCUUCCAUGCUUACCCUUUAUUGGAAUCUAUCUCACUGAUUUGACCAUGGUGGAUUCUGCUAAUUCAUCCACGCGACCUCUGGCCACAAACAAUGGCAAAAUUUCCGUCAUCAAUCUCGAUAAGCAUAUCAAAACCGCCAAGAUCAUCUCGGGCUUACAAGCAUUUCAGUUCCCAUACCGCUUCACCGAAGUGUCUGAAAUGCAAACUUGGAUGCAGGAUCAGUUGAUUCGUGUGAGAUCUGCCGGCGACAAAAGCUUUCAUCUCCAUUAUCGCCGAUCUUUGAUUCUGGAACCAAAGGAACAAGGCGGCAAAUCCCCCAAUCCUGAUGGGGGAGCAAAAAAGGACGGCUUCGAUUUAUUUAACUGGUCCAGCCUUCUCCAGAAGGACAAGACUGUCUCGGUGUCUGGAUGAUGCAGCCGAGCAGCACGAUGUGUCCUUUUAAUGAGUCAUGUUGUAUUUUGCUCUUUUCCUAUGUCAUGACUUUAUGAUACCCUACGGCCGCUUUUUGUUUUUGUUUUGGAAGUUGAGUUUUCUGUCUGGCGGAGUUUGGGGAAGACUAUGGAAGAGGUUGAUGGACGGACUGGUAGAUGGCCAGGAGUCAACUCCCUCAGAAUUUGUUUGUUGUGAUUGGCAUUUAUUACGAGUGCAUGGCUAUGACCGGGUACAGAAAAGUCCCGGCUUUUGGGUCUGACCAAUUGCAGGCUCAGAUCAAGACGCACGCAUCAUCUGAAUCCAGGCCGAUUGUUAUUUGGGAGUGGUUUACCGAUUGACAUUCAGCGGGGGACAAGCAACGGUAUUGCCGCAAGACAGAUGGCAAGAUAUAAGGUAUAUGUGGAAAUAUGUGUUAGUUUUCAGAGCAUAUUAUUGUACAUUCUCAGACCUGGCAUGAACGCAGGACCAAAGAAGACACGAGUUCAGAAGUGGAAUGUCUCGCGACAGGGAUGGGGUAUACCACCAGAUGAAGGUUUAUUAUCAAAUUGUAGUAUGUUGAAGAUGAAAGUCACUGCGUUGGCUCAACAGCAGCA
Exophiala mesophila is the source of this 4690-nucleotide messenger RNA. RefSeq lists its product as uncharacterized. The coding region runs from base 675 to 4076 and encodes 1133 amino acids. The record is from RefSeq and is a predicted model, not a curated record. Gene Ontology annotation, molecular function: guanyl-nucleotide exchange factor activity; protein binding. NCBI's taxonomy places the organism in Eukaryota, Fungi, Ascomycota, Eurotiomycetes, Chaetothyriales, Herpotrichiellaceae. Gene Ontology annotation, biological process: Ras protein signal transduction; positive regulation of GTPase activity. Gene Ontology annotation, cellular component: plasma membrane. The transcript has a single exon.